AUGUUCAUGGAAAAGCUACAAACUUUCCUUUUUGGAGUAGCGCUACUACACUACUCAUGCUUCCUUAAGUUGGCCAUAUCUUCACCUUCCAACUUCACUGAUCAGUCUGCUUUGCUUGCCAUUCAAUCUCAAAUCACUUUUGACCCCACCAAUACUGUCUUGGGUGGUGGUAGCUGGAUCACCAAAACAAGCUUCUGUAAUUGGUUUGGGGUCUCUUGCAGUAAACGCAGGCAAAGAGUCACAGCCUUGGACCUGUCCUAUAUGAAUCUCCAAGGCACCAUUUCCCCUCAUGUUGGCAAUCUCUCCUUCCUAAUCUCACUUGAUCUCCGCAAUAACAGCUUCCUGGGGUUCAUACCACAUGAAAUCAGCCGUUUGCAUCGCUUGAGGAUACUUGUACUUCAAGGUAACAAGUUGGAAGGAAACAUCCCUCCAACUUUACAGCUUUGCCACAAGCUCGAGUCCAUAUCCCUUUCAAUAAACAUAUUAAGUGGUCUCAUACCUAAAGAGUUGGGUUUCCUUCCCAGGGUUCGUAAAUUAUAUCUCGGUGCAAACAAUCUCACAGGUGAAAUUCCUUCGUCUCUGGGUAACAUUUCAACCUUACAAGAAUUAAGUCUGGUCGAAAAUGGUCUCACAGGUUCAUUCCCUUCUGCUCUACUCAACGUAUCUACUCUAGCUCUUAUUUCCCUAUCUGGCAAUUACAUGUCAGGUAGUCUUCCUGUAGAUCUUUGCCGUAAUUGGCCUAAUACUUAUUACAUUUCUCUAUCUGACAACAAAUUCGGUGGCCAACUGACUUUCGGAAUAAGCCAAUGUAGAGAGCUUGAGAUCUUAUCUCUGUCAUACAAUAAUUUCGUCGGAAGUAUUCCGGGAGAAAUUGGGAGUUUACAACAUCUUAAAACUCUAUUUCUUGGUGUCAAUAACCUAACUGGUGCUAUACCUCCAACAAUAGGUAACCUAUCAAACUUGCAGUUCUUUACUGUGCCAGAUAAUAAUUUAGAGGGAAGUAUUCCAAGUGAUUUGGGGCAUCUUUCUAAACUAAAUUAUCUCUCUUUUGCUCGGAAUAGCCUAACAGGUGAAAUACCUGAGUCCAUUUUCAAUAUCUCCUCCUUAAAUACUUUACAAGUACAAACUAAUGCUCUUUCUGGAGAAUUUCCUUCUCGAGCUAUGAUUUCUAACCUCAAUACCCUAUACUGUUAUACCAAUCACAUUACAGGAAAUCUACCAUCCUAUUUUUCAAAUUUAAGCCAGCUUGUUGAGCUUGAUGUUUCCAACAACUCACUUUAUGGACCAAUACCCAUGAACCUUGGUAGCUCAAAAUACCUCGAAUUCCUUAACUUGGGAGGAAAUCAGUUGUCAGGGGAACCUGGAGUUCCUGUACUUAGGUUCCUUUCUUCUAUAUUUAAUAGCAGUUCACUGAAACAUUUAUUUUUGAGUAGAAAUCCUCUAGACGGGAUCAUGCCCGAUUCAUUUGGAAAUUUCUCAUAUUCCCUCGAGAUAUUUUUUGCAACUGCCUGCCAGAUUAAGGGCCCUAUACCCAAGACGAUUCAGUUGUUGAAAAAUCUGACCUUCCUUGCCUUAAGUGACAACAAUAUUAGUGGGAAAAUACCGUCAUCAAUUGGAGCAUUGGAAAUGUUGCAGAGAUUGUAUCUUGAAAACAACAAGAUUGAAGGGCUCAUUCCUAAUGAGCUUUGUCUUUUGCGGAACCUGGGGGAUCUAUCACUAGGAAAUAAUCAAAUCUCUGGAUCAAUCCCAAAUUGCAUUGCAAAUCUCAGUCGCAUUCAAAGACUUCUUCUAAGUUCCAAUAGAUUGACAUCUGCAAUACCAGUGAAUUUAUGGAAUCUUAAAAAUCUUCUGUUCUUAAAUUUGUCAUCCAAUAUUUUCAGUGGAUACUUACCUCCAAGCAUGAAAAGGUCGGUUGCUGUUCAGAUGGUCGACUUAUCUGACAAUCAAGUUACUGGGAACAUUUCAAGCAUUGUCGGAGCCUUCCCAAGCAUAAACUCUCUAAGCUUAGCAAACAACUUGUUUAUAGGAUCUCUUCCGCAAACUUUGGGUGAUCUGAAAGGAUUGGAGUUUUUGGACCUAUCAAACAAUAAUCUGUCUGGGCCAAUUCCAAAGUCUCUUGAAACACUUAAAUAUCUGAACUACUUAAAUUUAUCUUUUAAUCAACUCUCUGGAGAGAUUCCUUCUAGUGGAGCUUUUAUCGACUUCACUGCCCUAUCAUUUUUGGAGAAUAGAGGCCUUUGUGGGAGACCGGAGUUUGGAGUCCCACCUUGCAUGGCUCUUGGAACUCAGAAGUCAAAGAUGGCAAAUCAUUUACUCAAGUAUGUUCUUCCAGGCAUUGCAUCAACAAUGAUCUUGAUAGCUCUCAUAUACAUGGUGACAAAGUGUCGAAAAAGAGAUGAAGGCAUUCCAAGUUCAGUACAAGCGUUAACAACAACAGAGCAUAGAAUGAUGUCAUAUCAUCAACUCCGUCGUGCUACAAAUGGCUUCUGUGAAAGCAACUUGCUUGGAGUUGGAAGUUUUGGCUCGGUAUACAAGGGGAUUUUAACAGAUGGGACAAUUGUUGCUGUUAAAGUUUUAAAUUUGCAAAUGGAGGGAGCCUUUAAAAGUUUUGAUGCAGAAUGUAAAGUUUGGCGGAGAAUUCGGCACAGAAAUCUUGUCAAGAUCAUGACUACAUGCUCUAACCAUGAGGUAAGAGCUUUGGUGCUGCAAUACAUGUCUAAUGGCAGCCUUGAGAAGUGGCUAUACUCUCACAACUAUUGUUUGACUCUUCUGCAAAGAGUGGCCAUGUUGAUCGACAUUGCACUGGCUUUGGACUAUCUCCAUCAUGGUCAAUCAGAAGGUGUGGUGCACUGUGAUUUGAAGCCUAGCAAUAUCCUUCUCGAUGAAGACAUGGUUGCACAUGUUGGAGACUUCGGGCUUGCAAAAAUUAUAGCAAUUAACAAAGAUGCAACACAGACUAGAACUCUCGGCACACUCGGCUACGUUGCACCAGAGUACGGUUCUGCAGGAGUGGUGUCCGCAAGAGGUGAUAUUUAUAGUUUUGGGAUAAUGUUGAUGGAAAUAAUUGUGAGAAAGAAACCCACAGAUGAAAUGUUUGCUGGAGAACUGACUUUGAGACAAUGGAUAAAUGCUUCGCUUCCUGACAGUGUUCUCGAAGUAGUGGAUGCUGGCCUAUUGAGCAUAGAAGAUGAAACUAGAGACAUGAAUGCCACAGUAAAAAUCAUUUUGUCAAUACUGGAAAUAGGUUUGGGAUGUUCUGAAGAAGUGGCUCAGGAAAGAAUCAACAUUAAGGAUGUAGUGCCCAAGCUCACGAAAAUAAAAUGUGCACUAGAAGAUAGAAAUGGCGGUGUUUAUUAUCCAUGA
Molecule: messenger RNA, 3363 nt
Organism: Rosa chinensis
Lineage: Eukaryota; Viridiplantae; Streptophyta; Magnoliopsida; Rosales; Rosaceae
Product: receptor kinase-like protein Xa21
Exons: 2
Coding region: 1-3363 (1120 amino acids)
Biological process (GO): protein phosphorylation
Molecular function (GO): ATP binding; receptor serine/threonine kinase binding; protein kinase activity
Source: RefSeq, a predicted model, not a curated record